AUGAGACCCAACAGAAUACUCCUCCUCACGACAAUAUUCCUAUCCCCCGCCCUGGCAGAGCCAUUCUGGCUGUCCAUCGAGCUGACUCGAGUCGACUGGCGGGAUGGAUGCUUGACGACGGGCGGAUGCUCUCAGCCCCGGUUUCAGAUCCUCGCCGAUUUACUACCAGUUUCCGAAAAGAUGUCCAUUUCUUGGCCGGUCAGCGAGCACUUUGUGCAGGAUGCGGCCCGUCAAUUCGUCCCGCAUUGGCCUGGCGGCUCGCCGAACGAUGUGAGCGUCUCCUGCCAGGUCGUUGGCACGGAUCCGACCUACGGAUUUCCGCGCGUCUGUGACCAGUCGGCCUCGAUGCGGAAAACGCAUCGCGCUCGACGCGAGUUGAGCACGUUUGAUGAGGACGAGCCGAAAAGACAGCUCAUCGAAGUCCGAGGGAAAUGCUUUAAUGCUACGUUGAUGAUCCAGAAGCACACUGAACGGUGUCCGUGGUGUCCGCAUCCGUCCGAAAUGACGGUUAUCCAACAGGAGAUGAUGGACCCAACAUCUACCGCAUCGUUGCUAGCGUCGUUUGGGUCUUCCUCCCCGACUUUGGCGGCUUCACUUUUGGGGCUCACUGCCAUAGCGAUGUUGAGCUCAACAGCUUUUGCCUGUCUGCUCAUAUCGUACUUCCGGCAAAGGAAGAGGUUUUAUAAGCAGCUCAAGCAACCCCGAUUCCACCCCUACCGCGGCUCAACCCUCGUCGCCCAAAAAGACGACGAAAACCGAUAUGACCUACCCUGGGAACAAACAAGACCCCUGACCUAUUGGAUGGGCGGCCCGAGCAAGGGAACGACAAGUCCGGGCACUACGACAAGUCCUCUCGAUUCGGCAUCAUCACUACCGUAUGCCUACCGGAUGCCGCCGAGCAUGCCACCUCCACAGAUCAACGUCCCAUCGACACGAAUCUAUCACACAAUCGGAAAUAACCACCAUCACCCACCGAUGCAGCACGACGAUUCCGGGCUGGAAUCUGUU
Messenger RNA from Mesorhabditis spiculigera, 1008 nucleotides. The record is from the annotation of a GenBank genome assembly. Lineage: Eukaryota; Metazoa; Nematoda; Chromadorea; Rhabditida; Rhabditidae.